Stegostoma tigrinum is the source of this 10608-nucleotide messenger RNA. RefSeq names its product rho guanine nucleotide exchange factor 18-like. Bases 145 to 4911 code for a protein of 1588 amino acids. The record is from RefSeq and is a predicted model, not a curated record. Gene Ontology annotation, biological process: small GTPase-mediated signal transduction. The transcript has 32 exons. NCBI's taxonomy places the organism in Eukaryota, Metazoa, Chordata, Chondrichthyes, Orectolobiformes, Stegostomatidae. Gene Ontology annotation, molecular function: guanyl-nucleotide exchange factor activity.
CCAGCUUCCCUCCCCUCAGCACUCAGGCUGUCGACACUGUUUGGACAGCGGAUCUGUUUUUAGUUCACUCUGCCUCCCUGUGCUUGAGCUUCCACAGUCACACUAUUCCUGGGACUUUUUGGAAAAUAACUUUCAAUUUUCUAAAUGUCUGACUCUCCGCUAAAUAACUCCUGGCCCUCCUUCUCAAAGUUCUGGAUGAAGCGAUGGUUAUUUAAAAAAGAAUGCAAGCAGUGCUCACAGGAGUUUCCCCAAGUCCAGGGCCAAUCUCUCCCAGCGUGUGUAAACAUCGAUAACCAGCCCAACUCGCUGAGUGAGGUGGAGGAGAUGUACUUCAACAAGAUGGCUGAGGGCAAGGAUGAUCCCUUCCUGGAUUUUGAUGAUUCUGCGACAGAUGCCACGAGCAGUACAGAAGAUAUUCCCUCCCUGGAUUCGUCACUACAAUUGGGUUCAAUGUCUUCUAGGGGUCCUAAACUUUCCCGGUAUCCAUUAACAAGCAGUUCGGAAGAUAUCACCAGAGCAGAUACUGUUUCGGGCUGCCCAGCGCAACUUGGCAAAGUACAAAAAAACAAUGUUGUCACUCAGCUUACGGCCUGCUGUCCUUCACAAGACACCACAGAAAACAAGAAGCCUUCCCUGGUUCUGAAAGCCAGUGGGUGUGGUUUGAUGGAGGGAGACGGAGUGGGUCAGAAUAACAGUGCAUCUGACCUUGAGAAUCUAUCGGAUGAUGAAGAUCAGGAUUCAUUACCUUUGUUAAUCAGGUCCAUGUCCAGCUCCAGAAGGCACAGCUGGGAAGGUCCUCUAUCUCCUUCAGCACUUGGAGACGUGAGGAGAAGGCUCAGCCUUGAUAUGCUUGGCAUUGACAGUGAUGGAGAAGGUGAUAGAGAGGAUGAAGACCAGUUGGACCAGUCGGGCUAUGAAUUAGCAGAACCGCUCAACGCCAACCCAGAAAAUGAUAUGCAGGCAACUCGGGUUCAGGGGCAAGCCAAUUCAAGCAUGCUGGAGGACGAAAUAACCGAGCAGGUGAAAGAGGGUACAAAGAUGAGACCACGAUUAGAAACAUAUCUGUCCAAGGGAGCUGACAGCCGUACUUCCCGGAGUCUGGUUCCAGCCCAACCCAGAGAGUCAGAACCUGAAACUUCCCUGGAGAUCCACGAGGAGAAGGAAAACAUGGAGCCCAACCACUUGUUGGUUCAACAAGUGCUGCAUGAACUGAAAGCCUUUCAUGGAAACUGCAACGGUUCAACAAGCAGUGCAAGAACAGCACCAGGAUCGGGUGCACUGCCUCGUUCGAACUCCCCCCAUGAUCUGACCUGGAUGGAAUUUCUCGCAGAAAAGGAGGGUGAUGGCAAAUGUGAAAGACCCGAGAAAGAAACAAAGGUGAAAAGAACUUUAAGUUCCCUGAAGAACAGGGUGACCGGCUCCUUCAAGGAUAAGGCUAAGACCAAGGAGAAAGAAAAGGAAAGUCCCAAAGAAAAGAGGAAGUGUAACAAUGGCCACCACUUAGUGCCAGGAUCCUUCUCCAGCUCCACCAGCUGUACCCUGUGCAGCAAACCGUUGAGUGGUAAAACCAGUUAUCAGUGUAUGAAUUGUGCAGUGAAUGUACACAAGAAUUGCAGGACACUUCUAGCUGAAUGUACCACUCCCAAGAGCAAGCAAAAAGAUUCCCAGCAGAAGUAUUCUGGAAGUCCACAGAGUAUUGCCCAGCCUGCGUCUUUACCAAAGGAGCAGUCCCGGUGCUUACCGCUGGCCACUGAUGGCACAUCUGGAGCUGUGCGGAGUACCGGCAUGACUGUACCACCAAGAAGACCUUCCCAACCGUCUUCAACCAGCGUGAAUAGCUACACCAAUCACGGAAUAACCGCAGGGGAGAUGGAGCAGGAAGUGGAGAAUGGAAUCCCUAAAAGCAAGACUUCUGCCGAGGAAACCCAGAGUCUAAUUUCGUCAUCUGUUGAGUCACUUGUGGCAGAAGAUACCAUUUAUGCCUCUCUAAAGGCAGAGUUGGAGGCAGAUGGCCAAGACUUUGAGGCUGAAUCGUGGAGUCUUGCAGUAGACCAGGCAUAUGCGAAGAAACAGAGCAAAGAAGUCAUCAAAAGGCAGGAUGUAAUUUAUGAGCUAAUGCAGACAGAGAUGCACCAUCUCCGAACUCUGAAAAUCAUGCUGCAUGUAUAUGACCGGGGAAUAAAGGAGGAGCUUCAGCCCAGCCACAGGCACCUUGUCAGCAAAAUCUUUCCCUGCUUACACCAGCUGUUGGAAAUCCAUGGAGUUUUCUUCUCCAGACUGAAGGAGCGGCGGAAAGAUUCCUUGGAGGAAGGGAGUGACCGGAAUUACCUCAUUCAUAAAAUUGGUGAUGUCCUCUCUCAACAGUUUUCAGGUGAAUGUGGAGAGGAAAUGAAGGUGCAAUAUGGGAAUUUCUGUGGUCAGCACAAUGAGGCAGUGAAUUAUUACAAAGAGAUGUACCAGCAGAACAAGAAGUUCCAAAAUCUAAUCAAGAAAUUAAGUAAUUACUCAGUGGUGAGGCGUCUUGGAGUGCAGGAGUGCAUUUUAUUGGUCACUCAGCGUAUAACCAAGUACCCUGUCCUGGUGGAAAGGAUUAUUCAGAAUACUGAAGCUGGUUCACAAGAUCAUGAAGAAUUGACCAAAGCAUUGCUUCUGAUAAAGGACACAAUAACAGAGGUGGAUGAGAGGGUGAGUGUUUGUGAGAAAGCUCGGCGUUUGAAGGAGAUUGCAAAUCGAAUGGAACCCAAGUCGAUAGCCAAGCUCAAGAGUGGACAUGCCUUCCGUAAAGUAGACAUGCUGAGAUCGAAGAGGAGACUUCUGUAUGAAGGAGUAGUCUGGUGGAAGGCUGCAUCUGGACGACUAAAAGAUAUUCUGGCCCUCGUUUUGACAGAUGUGAUCCUGUUACUUCAGGAAAAGGAUCAGAAAUACUCAUUUGCUACAGUGGAUCAGAAACCAGCUGGAAUUUCGUUACAAAAACUCAUUGUCAGGGAAGUAGCCAAUGAAGAAAAAGGAAUGUUCCUCAUUAGCGCUUCUGAUGAAGGCCCUGAGAUGUAUGAGAUCCACACGAAUUCCAAGGAGGAGCGUAACACUUGGAUGGCAGUAAUCCGGGAUGCAAUAGACAGAUUCCCGAUAGAAGAGGCAGCCCUGGAUGAAGAUCGCCAGCAGGAUGAGAAAAGAGCAGCUCAAAUCAAAGAGCUCCAACAGCGCCUGAGUGCAAAGGACGAGGUGCUGAAGCGCACCCUGAGUGAGAAGCUGGAAAUUUUCGGUGAUAUAGCAGAAAUCCAGGGGUAUCUGGACACAGGAAGGUCACGUGUGCUGCUUCGAGCUGAUGGUCUGGAGUCUCAGCGAGAUUCCACGCUCAAUGAUGCACUGAAGGAAGUCGAAAACCUUCAGAAUUUGAUUGCUGUUCAGCCCACUGAUGGAAGCUGGCAAUUGGAUGACAGCCUAGGGUCCUCAGCGUUGCCACGACGAGCAGAGACUUUCGGAGGCUACGACAGCAGUUUAGCCAAUCCAAGCAAAGAUGGCUCCAUCAAAAGGAAGUCAAAUACACUCUCUUCCAACAGCGAGUUGAAGGCGAAAGAGAAAGCUGAAUCUCGGGCGAGUUCUGAACCUCAACUGCAGGACGUGUGCAGUGACAGUGAAAGUGGAUGGAUGAGUGAUCUACCCAAGUGGUGCAGCAUAAGUAACAGCAGUUUUCUGCAAGAUGCAGAGUUUGUACAGAGUGUGCAGACACUGACAUCACAGCUGUACAAGUUGAAGGUUCUGAUUGCCCAAUACGACAGCUACAUUGAGAUGCAGCGCUGCACAGGUGCAAGUGGAGAACGAGACAGGCAGUCUCGCCUUCCAGCCUCGCGCGGGAGCCUACUCCUGGAGCAGGAGAAGCAGCGGAAUGUCGAGAAACAGCGUGAGGAAUGGGCCAAUGUACAGAAGUUGCAGAACCAGGUGCGGCAGGAACAGCAGAAAUGGGAGCGGGAUCGCGAGCGCCAGAAGCGUGAGCUCGAUGCUCAGGAGGCUCGGCUCCAGGAACGUGAGAAGUCCUUGCAGCAGCUGAUGGACCGCUUAGUCCACGACAAGGAAGAAUUGGAACGACAGCGGCAGGAAUACCAGCAGGAUUUGGAACGUCUCAGAGAGUCUCAGCGAACAGUGGAAAAAGACAGGGAACGCCUGGAGCAGCGACAGCGGAAGCAAUUAAAACACAACACAGUCCUGUUUCCAACAGAACCUGGGCCGAUCCCAGGCUUUCCUCCUGUUGAUGGAGACCGAAUGGAAGUGACCCCCAUACUGUUGAAUGAAGGAGGAAUGGCCCAGCAAAGCCUCAAGUACCAUGGCCAGCUGAAUGUGGUGGCGGCAGAACUUGGUGAGCGGUCUGCUGACACUCCGCUUCAGAGAGAGAACAGCACUGCCUCGAUGUUUGCGAGAACUGAGAAUAGAUCUUCCCUUAUCCCAAAGACCGAUGUACCCAUCCACCUCCUGAGUGCCACCAAUCAAAUCCUGAAACAGACUGGAGUGCAGCAGAAAAUUCCCACCAAACUUGCCACUUUGAAAGGAGGCAAGGAGAAGAGUGGGAAAGGAAAGGAUCGACAAUCCUCUGUUUCAGGCAUGUCCUCUUUCUCAACUCCACAUGGCACAGGGUCAGUCAGUGGAGACAUCCAGCAAAACAAUCCACUGAAGUUCCUCACCAAGGAUGAUGGGACACUGAGAGGCAGGAGAUCCUCAAGUCCGGUGAUAUCAAGCAGCCAAAGUUUCUCCCACCAAGAAUCCUCUGUCCCUGUGGAUGUUCAGCGUGAGCCACAGCAAGUGUUAAGCACGUCAACGACAAGCGGAAAUGCACAGCCCCAGAGUGCUCCAGUGACUCAACAGCCAACACCACAGAGAGUGCAGGACGAAUCUGGCACUGAAAUCAUUUUCUUCUGAACUGGACUGACAGCCGAAGAAGAUCCUGUGCAGUCAUUGGCAGCAGACACAGGAAGUCCAGAAAAUCUCUCAGUAAUGAAUAGGUGGAGAGGGGGAGCUGGUCAGCACUGAUGGAAAUGGAAACAGUCUGAAACAUUGCCAGUAAUCUCCCAGACAAGCGUAUUUGAAUUGUGCUCGAAACUGAGAGGGGCCUAAUAUUAGGACCGGAACCUGAUCAUCAUUACCAGCAACAACUCGUCUUUAUCUCUACUACUUCUGGGAGGGAGGGUCUUUCUUUUAGAAACUGUCAUGACUGUUGCACAUGUCUUUUGACCUGUUAUCAGGAGAUUUAGUCUGGGUGUUACUGCCACUUAUGUUUGAAAGUGUGUGCAGUAAUUAAAGGUGUUUUUGCCAGUGAGAACCACAAUUGGACACUGGAUCUGCAAGAUGCGGCAGAAUGGGUGUUGCUGUGGUCUGCCCACACUUCCUGCUCCCCUCCCCCUUGUUGAAUUUACAAACACAAUACCUACAAUUUUUCUAACAGUAGAGAUGGCUGAAUAGAAAUCCCUUUCCAUGUGUCAGGAAUUGGGAAUGUCUUUAGGGCAGUAAUUUUUAUUUUAAUGAUUCCAUGACAUUUUUAAAAAUGUGUUUUUAAUUCAUCCGAUGGAGGGGGGGCCAUGUUAAACUGCAAUGAUAUGCAAUGCCAGGGCAUGUGCAUCCCAAGUGGAGGACUACACAUCGGUUUUAGUGGGGGGACUAGCUCCUGACUGAUGGCUGAUUUAAGGUGCUGAGGGGCUUGAGGCAGAAGACAGUGAGAAGUUUGGAUUUGGGUAAAAAAGAACUUCAGUGGCUAUUCCAAAAUGUUAAUCAGAGUUCUUUUAAAAUCGCUGGUCGUUUCUGUAAUGAUUCACUUGCUCUGGUCAAUGGCAUUUGGGGACCAAGUAUGUUGAACAAUUAAUUUAUAAUCUGACCUUUUGUAGCCAUAAGAAAUCUGCUACUAAAGCUACACAGUGAGAUUCUUGAAAUUGGCCAAGCUUUUGCCAUGGAUCAAAGAGAAUAUCGUGGAGAUUUAUUUUGGUGGUUUUAUUCCUGUGUAAGGAGUGGAUGGGUUGACUCUAUUCUAGAUUGCGAUUGUAUAGACUGAUUUAGGUGGAGUAUAUUUUAAAUUCUUAUUUCAUUAUGUUGGAGCUUUUGUCAAACUAACCAAUGACGUCCAAACCCAGAAAUGAUUUCUCUUUUAUUUUUGUUUGGAUUUCUCUCGUUUGCUUUUUGGGGUUGCAGUAUUCACCUUAGUCACUCAGGCUUUUGUGAUAGAGAACCAAAGCUGUGACAGAAACAGCAGGCCCUGUUCACACCUUGGGUGUGAAGGUUUUGACAUGAGAUAAUGGCUAAGCAUAUCAGUAACAGGAAAUGCUUUUGCCUUUAUUGCCAGGGUUGGAAGCCAAAAGUUUUAUGAAGCAUCUGUGCAUGGGCGCUACAGAAGCUGUCCAGGUCAGGCCCUGAAUAAGCCAUUAAUAGUUGACCAUUGUCUACUGGGAUAGUGAGACUUGUAAAGCGAGCAGUGACUGCUGUUGAAUUUCUGAGUUUGCAAAAUUAUCCUUUGACCCAAAACAGGGAGUCUCUCUGUGAGUGGCAUAAUGGGAAAGAAGCCAAGUGAAAAUAAUCAGAGGUCAUGCAGAAAUCAAAAGCUAGGAGCGUAGAUAGAACAAGCAAUGGCUCAGUGCUGCUUCAGGUACCCAUACCAAUCCAAGCCUCUUGGUCACUCUUCAUGUGUAGUGUUGUUAUGUGAGAAUAGCAUAGUUAAACAUAUUUGGGCAAAGGUCAUUUGGCCCAUUAAAUGUUAUCUUUUCAGGACGGUGUGUAUUCUGGGCUACCUGUGGGGUUUGCAUAUGCCUUUUGUUCAGUGUUGUUUGUCUUUCCUGUCCUAAACUCUUGUCUCUUGCUGUGGUUAAAGUCCCACCAGCUACCCACCUAGCAUGUCAGUAAAGCAGCCAUUCUCCUUGUGAGAGUGGCAGGAGACUCUCCUGCUGUGGAUCCUGUCUUCAGUCCUUGUACAGUCCAACAGAGAUCACUGGAGGUGCAAAGCUUUUUUUAAUCCUUUUGAAAGUUAGGGAAACACCAAGGCUGAUUGUGAUGCUCUCCCUUUCCAACUGGCUCAGUCUCCAUACAAACUUGACAGUUACACCUUGCUUUCACUGAGCAGUCUAACUUACAUAAUAGGUCCUCUUUAGCAGCAAUCUAUUCAGGAGAUGGUACAAAUUGUUUAAUGCUGUCAAAUGCCAAUGAAUACAAAUUAAAGGGCACAAACCAGAUCUAAUGAUGUUAACUUCUUGUUGUCCAUGUAUUUUUACAGAUAUACCUUGUACAAAUGUGCAUCUCUUUUCAAUACAUCUACAAGCAGCCUGUUAAUUUUCACUCCGAAACACAGGGAAUGUAUUAGCUGCAGUGUGCUUUACUAGAUUAUUCCUAUAAGGUUUAUGGGACUUGCUUUUGUUGGUUGCAUUGAUAAGAACCAGUAAAGGGCUAUUGAAGCCAAGCCUGGGCUAUUCUCAGGUUGUUUCCUCUGAGAAAAUGCAAAAGGAAGUACUGAGUAUUCCUCCAAUCAGUGCUGAAUUGUGGAUUUUAAGGUUUACAGGUGUUAUGUGAGGAAAUAGCCUCCAAUUGUACAUAUUUAAUACAACCAACCGAACACGCCUGCUUUGUCUGAAGAAUCUGGGUUGUGAUGUAGAUGCUAUCAGGACAGGUUCAAACAAAUAGGUUGUGGAGGGCAGAGAAAACCAUUGAAUGGAGCUUCUGCGUCAGUGACGUAUGUGUGAGGUGUUCAUACGGAGAGUGGGAAAGCACCUUUCAGCUUCCGCUAGGAGGAAUGUGAAGAUGUUGAAAUUUGCUGGGACAGUGGGCCUGAGAGGGGGACGGGACCAAAUGGUUAGAUUUGAUUUGACUCCCCUUUCCCUGCAACCCCACUCCCAGGUGUCAUCUCAUCUCUCUCUCCCACCCCACCCCACCCUCCAUCUUAAAGCUCACUUAGCACAGUCAGGUCAAUGAGUUAACGCUUUUAGUUUGGGCAGAGUUUGAGUCUGCAUAACCUCUUAUUCUCAAAAUAUUGAGUUUUCCCCAACCCUAGUCUGAUUCCAGAAAGUUAUUUUAGGCAGGUAAAAACACUUCUCAAAAUAUUGAGAAGAGAGUUAAUCACUAGAAAUAUCUUAAACUUUUCACUUUUGAGUGGGUUCUUCCAAUUUGCACUGGAGCAUGAUGUCUUUAUCCAAUUUGUUUUAUAGCUGGUUAUUCUAUCUGAAAUGUGUGGUAAAAGUUUUUUUUUGAGGUCACAGAGCACUUUAAUGCACUCUAAAUUGUUACUGUACUUUGUAUCGGAGGAUUAAGAAGUGGGAAUCAUGAAAAAGGUCAAAGAACGCAACCUCAAACAUUCCACCAAUGGAUGCAGUCAUGUGACUAUGGUCUGAUCACAUGAUAUCUUGGCCAUGUGAUGGGUUUCUUAGGGAAGUAACACACCUCUAUUAAUGGACCAAUGCAAUAUUCAGUCACUUCCUGCAAGGCUGUGGGCUCAGCCCUGUGUAUUAUUUCACGUCUUGUCACUAGGGACUCAAGUCUCCAUUCUAAUGCACACAAAAAAAAUCAGUGUCAACUGAACCUUAUUAGAGAUUUAGAGAUUACUUCUCUCUGAUGUUGAGGGAAAAGAUGUGUUAGGUUGGUUGAGAGGGACAGUGUUGGAGUGGAUAGUGUUCAAGGACGUUUAACAUUGAUGGAGUUACCAGUCACUCACUGAUCCCCAUGGGCUCCAAGGAUGCCAUUCCCUUGGCACUCUGGCACCUGGUGUGUUGAGACUCCUUAUUGCACAUUUUAAAUCCUGUAGGGUGAGUAUGUAGGGGCAGGGAGAGAGAUGGUUGAUUGAGUUUCAAUGAAAUUCUGUUCAUUGUGAAAUCCUUUUGAUCACCUUAUUGCUACAUUCCAUGAGAUCUUGGUUUUAAUGGAAUUGGCUUUUGUUUUAGAAUCACACUUAGGAUUUUACUAAUUUCUAGAAGCAGUGGUUAAGGUGGAAGACUGGUUACUGAUGGGGAAAGCAGUUUCCAGUUGACUCCCUCCAAUGAUUAUUUUGUCAGCAUCUUGUUUUCCAGAGAGAGGCUCAAAUAGGAAUAUUACACAAUGCUAAUGAAUUCAAGCAUGGCUUUCCUUGUAACUUUUCUCUGUUUAAAAGGAUUGGUGUAAAUUUUGCCAAAGGAUAAAUUUGAUUUGUUUUUAUCUCUCUUUUGGGUGCACACCUUUAAAAUCAAAAUCUGCUCUUGUGGCAGAAGGUUCAACCCUUGAGCUACCAGCAAAAAUUCAACUCCCUCGACCCUCGGGCACAGCGCCUCGUACUCUAAGCCACCCAGAUAAGGUUCAGUGCCCGUAUCUGUUCUGUUCUGUCCCCGGUCUGUUCAGCCUUCAAUGUAUAAGUUGCAUUAGUAGCCACUGGUUAUGCUGGGGUGAAGUGGGGUGUGUUGGAAUCGAGAGCUGUCACGCCUCAUCACUGGGUGACUUCCAUUGAAAACCUGAGGUGACUUGAGGUCAUAUCCCCAGCCAACCUUUGGUCUUUAGUCUCCCCUCGGGUGUUGUACAAGAAUGAUGCCUGUUGACCGUGGAGUUGCAUCUUAAUAGGAGCCAAGGCAGGCAGAGAAGAUGAAACACAACCUCUUGUAUGUAUGUGGCAGAAUGGAAUCUGGGUUGUCUCCAAGAGGGCUGUGCAGAGAGCAUGAGACACUUUGAUAUCCCUGUAGUACUUCAAAUAAUAAAUAUUCCCAGCCUUCCAAGUGAACUAACCAGCAAUCUGGAAAACUGACAAGCAACCUGUCAUUGCAUCAGCCCAUCUCCAGUCCAUUCAGUAUUAAUGCUAAAUCUGAUGACAGCAAAGCAGCUGUGUUAUCGCAGUUAAGGCAGUGUGACCUUAAGGUCUCUGUGCUUCCUGAUCACCAUGUGCAGGCUCAGCAUGUUACUGUUGUCUCUUGUGUUUCUGGGGUUUAGUGGGGUGUGUCUGUAGAAAGGGCUUCUCCCUGCUGAUCACUGACAAGAAGCGCCUGCUGCGCUAUUGAGCAAGGCCAUUCAGCAAAUGACCAUCCUGUUGGAGCUGCCUUCUCUGCUUGCGAGAGAAGUGACUAGGGUUUAGGUGGGUAUCCAGCUGUGACCACACAUCGGUGUCUCCAGAAAAUGUUGAGGAAAAAAUUGGCGAGUGCACAAGCUGUGCACAUUAGGAAGACAGUGUCCCUCCUAAUCCUGUGUAACCACCCCUACAACCACAGCUCAUACAGUAAAGACUCCUCAGGUCCUGGACUGUUUAUAGUGUAAAAUCAUCAGAUUCUGUUUAGACUACAUUUAAUGAAAAGUGUUUGGGGCUGGGUGGGCUUGAAGUAUUAUUGAUUUUGAUUGAUCAUGUUAGGCUGUAUACAUUGUACAUAGUUUCAGAUCUGUCCUGUCACUGACUGCCAGUAACUGUUGACAGGACCUUUGUAGUUAAUUUUGUUACAUGUUGUAAAAUUUUAAAUGGGUAAAGAAACUGUUGAUAUUCUGUCUGAAUUGUGCACCUCCAAUGUCUUUAAAGAAUUGUAAACAAGAUUGUAACACAUUGAACAAUUUGUUUUUAUGAUGGAUCAUUAUUCUUGGCAAUAUAAAGAGUUGCCUAGAACAGACCUGAUACCAGCAAUAAAGAGAAAUCCUGGUUUAUAUUCA